AUGGGAACAGGAAAGGACAAGCCAGAUUACCUCGCCACAGUGGAUGUUGAUCCAAGUUCGCCAUCGUAUUGUAAAAUCCUCCACAGGCUGCCCAUGCCUUAUGUUGGUGACGAGCUCCACCAUUCUGGAUGGAAUUCCUGCAGUUCUUGCCAUGGUGAUCCUUCGGCGUCACGCAGAUUUCUUGUACUUCCUUCACUUGUGUCUGGUCGAAUAUAUGCAAUUGAUACUCAAAAAGACCCAAAUGCUCCAAGUUUGCAUAAAGUUGUUGAGCCGAAAGACAUAGUACAGAAAACAGGAUUGGCUUACCCACACACUGCUCACUGCCUUGCUUCUGGUGAUAUCAUGGUGUCCUGUCUUGGAGACAAAGAUGGGAAUGCUCAAGGAAAUGGAUUUCUUCUGCUGGACUCUGAUUUCAACGUCAAAGGAAGGUGGGAAAAACCAGGCCACACCCCACUAUUUGGGUACGAUUUCUGGUACCAACCUCGGCAUAAGACAAUGAUCAGCAGCUCCUGGGGGGCCCCUUCUGCGUUCACCAAAGGUUUUGAUCUUCAGCAUGUCUCAGAUGGUCUUUAUGGGAGACACCUGCAUGUGUACAGCUGGCCCGAGGGCGAGUUGAAACAGACUUUGGAUCUUGGAAGUACUGGUCUGUUACCUUUGGAGAUAAGGUUUUUGCAUGACCCUGACAAGGAUACUGGAUUUGUGGGGUGUGCUUUAACAAGCAACAUGGUGAGAUUCUUCAAGAGGCCUGAUGGGUCAUGGGACCAUGAGUUAUCAGCAUCGGUGAAGCCAGUUAAAGUGCAGAAUUGGAUUCUUCCCGAGAUGCCUGGUCUCAUAACUGAUUUCUUGAUCUCUCUCGAUGACCGUUUUCUGUAUUUGUCGAACUGGCUUCAUGGUGAUAUUAGACAAUACAACAUUGAGGAUCCUGCAAAUCCUCGACUGACUGGCCAGGUAUGGGUGGGAGGUUCCAUUCGAAAAGGAGGCAACGUGACAGCUGUUGCUGAUGAUGGCACAACAUACCAGGUUGACGUGCCAGAUAUUCAGGGACAUAAAAUCCGAGGAGGGCCUCAGAUGAUACAACUAAGUUUGGAUGGAAAGCGACUGUAUGUGACGAACUCUCUCUUCAGCACUUGGGAUCGUCAGUUUUACCCUGAACUCGUGGAGAAAGGCAGUCAUAUCCUGCAGAUUGAUGUUGAUACCGAUAAAGGUGGUCUGGCAAUCAACCCGAAUUUCUUUGUGGAUUUUGGUUCUGAACCAGACGGCCCCUCGUUGGCGCAUGAGAUGAGAUAUCCAGGUGGAGAUUGCACCUCUGACAUCUGGAUUUGA
Striga hermonthica is the source of this 1323-nucleotide messenger RNA. The record is from the annotation of a GenBank genome assembly. NCBI's taxonomy places the organism in Eukaryota, Viridiplantae, Streptophyta, Magnoliopsida, Lamiales, Orobanchaceae.